AUGCUGGGUGAUUAUCUUGUUGGUGCAUAUAUUCCAAUUGGUAUUAAGCUAUUGCACGAAUCUAGAUUGCGAAGAGAAUUGAAACGGAUUGGCAGUGAUGGCAUGUAUGACAAGUAUGGGUUCACAACCAAGUACAACGAAUUUUGGCUAAUAUCUAUGGCUGGUGUUUUGAUUAGGAUUGACAUCAGUUAUGGAGGUCGAAACCAUGUCACUCUGGAUGUAUAUGCAAAUGUAUACAAUGGAGCCAAACACAAACUAGAUCUAAAACAAUAUGACAAAGGGUUUCCAGUGAUUGUAUUUGUAUACGGUGGUGGAUGGUGUUCAGGUGACAAAAAUUUGUAUGCACCGUUGGCGAGAACAUUGAACCGACUGGGAUAUAUUGUUGUUGUUCCCAAUUACUCAUUGUGGCCCAUUGGAUCAAUGGAUGAUAUGGUUCACGAUGUGGGUUGUGCGAUUAAAUGGACAUUCAAGCAUAUCGAAUCGUAUGGUGGAAAUGUAGACCGUGUCAGUGUAAUGGCACAUUCAGCAGGUGCACAUCUCUCCGUGUUGGCAAUGAUUCGCAAUGCUGAAAAGUUGUCAUUUUCCAAUAGUGUUAAAAACGAGGAUAGUUGUGAUGCAUUAUCUCGUGUUUACAGCAUGAUCAUGAUAUCUGGGCCGUAUGACAUUUCAGAUCACUUGGUAUUUGAAUCAAGUCGUGGUAUUGAUGAAGUUUCGUGCAUGGCAAGGUUACUUGAUAAUGAUUACAACAAAUUUCAUCAAGCAUCUCCAUCACAAAUUGACCAUCUUUUUACCACAACUCAACUCAAGCUUAUUCUAAAAUGGCUUCCAACCAACUGGCUAAUUAUUCAUGGCCAAUAUGACGCGGUUGUUCCGUUUACAUCCAGUAUGAAGCUAUAUAAUGCAUUGAAGAACGUGGGUGUUGAUCAUAUAUUUCUCAAAACCUAUACCCACAUUGGCCAUGCAAAGAUUAUAUUUGAUCUGAUGCUUCCAAAGCAAGAGGUGGAACUUGAAGAUGAACUGAAUUGGUUUUUUGGAAUGUGUGCGAGUGUCGAAGCAUUCAAGACUCGACACGAGUAAUUUAAACCACGUGUUUAUGAUUUCACUUUUGAAUUGAAUUA
Messenger RNA from Batrachochytrium dendrobatidis JAM81, 1118 nucleotides. RefSeq lists its product as uncharacterized. The coding region runs from base 1 to 1077 and encodes 358 amino acids. Lineage: Eukaryota; Fungi; Chytridiomycota; Chytridiomycetes; Rhizophydiales. Gene Ontology annotation, molecular function: lipase activity. The transcript is spliced from 6 exons. The record is from RefSeq and is a predicted model, not a curated record.